Messenger RNA from Hordeum vulgare subsp. vulgare (domesticated barley), 850 nucleotides. Its product is annotated as dirigent protein 4-like. NCBI's taxonomy places the organism in Eukaryota, Viridiplantae, Streptophyta, Magnoliopsida, Poales, Poaceae. The record is from RefSeq and is a predicted model, not a curated record. The coding region runs from base 89 to 658 and encodes 189 amino acids. The transcript is spliced from 3 exons.
UAACACACAACAAAGGAAACAGUCAGUUUACGUACACACCUCCUAGCUUACCAUCUUCUUAUUUUGCCAGCCAAAACCCUAGCUAGCCAUGGCCAGCCAUAGCCUGCUUGUACUAUCUAUGAUCUUGGUCCUGCAUUCUAUUAUAUCCAUGGCAUCUGCAUCCCUUUCCUGUGUUCUUCAGUGUGAGUCCGAGGUAAACUUGCACUUGUACUUGCACCAAAUCGCCUCCGGGCCGGGCACCAACCAGGUAGUAAUUGUUACCUCCAGCAAAGCAUCCGAUUUUGGUCUAACUUCCGUCACCGACUGGGCUGUAAUUGAUGGACCAAACCCUGCUACUGCCACCAUUGUUGCCCGUACCAAAGGCAUGCAAGUGCAGGCUGAUGUAGCCGGUCCAGGCUGGUUCAACUACUUCAGCAUGGUGUUUGAGAAAAACUCCAGGUACAAUGGAUCAUCUUUCGAAGCCAUGGGGAUCAACUUUCAAACAGGCCAAGGUCAGAUGGCCAUUAUGGGUGGGACUGGAGAGUUUGCUAUGGCACGUGGGAUCAUCAAGUACAACGCACUCCCCAACCCCCCUACGUUCCAAACUAUUAAAGAACUUAAUAUCCGCGCAUUCUAUGUCAAACCUGCUGAUACUACAUCUGGCGGGGCCAUCCAGUAAUAGGUUGAAAACCUACGUGGACUGUAGCUACCCAUAUACGGAUAGCUGUGGAAGGAACUAUACAAGCUUGUCAAGCAAUCUGUGGAUUUUUAGCCUGGGAUAUUCUAUUUAAUUAUCUGAAAAUCAACGUCUGUGUGUUUAUUAUUGUUAUGAUAUAUGUUUUGUUUUGUGCCAGAGAUCAUUUCUCAUCAA